CCGAGAGGGAACAGACCGGGUGCGGUUGUACCCGUGUUGAAAUGUGAGUGUCGAGUAUCCGACUUCGAGGGCGAGACCUCCUGCAGGGUCCCCAGCUGGUGCUGAGAAGGUCGAACGUGGCUUUAGAUUGCAUUCUAUACCACCUUCAUUUACCCAUACUGUUUCCCCUACACUCUGGUAUUGCAACUUGUUCGAAGUCGACUCAAAGUGUCUAAGGAGGUAAUUUUAUGAACAUUUUCAAUCAGUGAUCAAGCAUUCAGAUAGCUCAGAGAGGUGGUAGAUGCCCCAUCAUUAGAAGUGUUCAGGAUCAGGUUGGACGAGGCUUGGAGCAACUUGGUGGGGCGGAAGGUGUUUCUGCCCAUGUUGGUGUAGGACUAUAUGACCCUUAAAGGUCCCUUCCAACCCAAACUGUUCCGAUUUGAAUGUGGCUGCCUCUCAUUUCUGUGGGGGUUAUUUUGACUGUUAGGCUCUCAAUAUCCUUAUUGCUAUUUCUGGAUGAGUGUGGCUGGAAGUGCUGUAUUUACUGCUAAAGACCUGUUUCCUAUCUGUAUAGAUAACACUGGGAGCAAGAAAUAUUUAGCACAGUAGUAUCUUGUAACCACUUUUAGCUGCAUGUCCUUCAAAAUGCUUAAGAAAAAACUUGGCACAAAAAGUUGCUUUUCAGCCUUUUCCAGAUCCCUUGAGCUCAGGGCAGUUUGUGCAAUUCAUUCCAAUUUGCCAUGUGUGAGACUUGUCUCCUUGGGUACCAAGAGUGGAAUAGUUUCUUACUUCAGGAUUUGCUUAUUUGCCUUUGAGGGAUGAGAAUCAUUAGGUGAAUUUCUGUGUAGAGAUCAUGAAAAGUUCACUGUCCACCUUUGAUUUCCUCAGCCUGCUUGUUAGGUAGGCACUGUGGAUUUUCUCAUGCUCAGCAGUGCUUAACUUCCAGCAAGAAAUUCCCAAUGGGUCUAGGAGAGCAGUUAGGCAGGUGCUUAAAAAAACAAUCCGGUGCUUUGUUAUGAAAAGCUAAGGCCAACACUUCCUCUGUCUCGAGGCCAUUAGGAAAUUCCUACGGACUUCUAUGGAAGUAGGAUGUGCCCUCUCCUCACUGCCAACUCCCUGUCUGGCAGAGGUUUUCCCAGGAAGGGCCAUCUGCUGCAUGUAAUGAAAUCGUCUCUCUUAAAAGUCAAACUGUUCAGUGAUCACACUCCCUACCCCGAGGUCACACUCCAAACACCAGCGAAACCGUCGGGCUGGCUUGCAGCUCCAAACAACGCGCACAAAUUCAGCCUCCUUUGUCUCCAGCGGGGAAGCCCAGCCCAGGACCAGCCUACCCCAGAACAUCCACAAAGAGCUCGAGGGUGCACAGUAAAAGAAACACUUCAUUGAGAGCUAGAAUGACUUUUCUUGACCCAGAACCACAUACAAAGAACAAAACUUGUGCAGAAUUUGUUGUUGUCCUAAAUGAACUCGUGACAGUCUUCAGGGUAGAAUGAGGAAAAUAGGAAACAUUUUGAACAAUGCAAGAGUUCCCCCUGUGAGGGUGAGACUGUGUUGAUCUCAUCAGGUUCUGACUCUUCAAAAAUCAUUCAUUUACUGCUUGAGAAACUCAGCAAAGCAGGAAUUUUGUCUCCACUUGAGAAAUCCCUCAAGACACUUGCCUAACACAGAAGACAACAUGGACAUUAAGAAAGUAGUUAAAUCCCAGGCAACUUUUUCCUGCCUGAGGGAUUUGUCAGAGGAGAGUGAUGCCCUGCUCCAUUUUAACGGUGUGGUUGAUGUCACUGCUGGAAGAGCGGCAGAAUACUGCAGCAGGCAGGUGCCUUCCCACCCCACAGAUGUAACCACUUGUCACACAGGCAACUGUUGCCUUAACACACUGGACUCUGGAUCUCCUCAGGCUCUGGCCGAUGUCCAGGCAUGUAAAAGGACUGGGCUGGGCAGACCUCUAAGCAGGAAUUCCCUGCUGGGUGAGCAGGCAGACACUUCCCUAGGUAAUCUCACUGAUUUUGGAAAAUAUGACUCUGAAAAUUCUGCUGCUGUUCUGGAGAUUUAUUCAGAGAAACUAACAAGCGUAAGUGAUGACUUUUCUGAUGAUGACCUGGAGUACUUUGAAUGUUCAGAUGUUCUUACAGUGCAUGAAGAUGAAAUCUGGAGAAAGAAAUUAGAAUUUUUACUGGAAAGCGAUGAAGAUGAUCUAAAACUGGGUAAGGACUGUGAUGGGUGUGCUUACUUCCUCAGUGAAAUGCCUUGUGUGUUCCAAGUGUCAGAUAACACUACGCCUAUGGAUACCCCCAUUGGCUUCUGUGAGCAUCAGUCAAAAAUCAAAGGAGUAAACGUAAGGAGAGACCCCUCUAUGUACAGCCAGUCAGCUCUGCAGACAGAGAUGACUCUCACUGUUGGACAGCACCGAGAUAAAAGUGCCAUUUUGAAAGACAAAGAGAAGAAUCAAGUGCCUGUUGCUUCUGCAGCCACUGGAAAUGAACGUCCCAGAAGUGAAGAAGAGACUAAUGGAAGUGACCAUCCGGCUGCAGGUUCCUCAAGGGACGGACCAAAGCCCACGGACACUGUCCCUGCCCAGGUAGAUUCCUCUGCCCAUGGCACAGGUGCUGCUUGCCCCGAUCAGGCUUUGGGGACAAGGACAGAAACCAGCCCUGAUGGGGACGUGCUGGGGGAAAGCUCACUGCUGCUGGAGGAGGGGAGGAGGAAUGUGCCAGAGGAAAGUGCACAGCACGCUGUCUGUACCUUAACAGAAAGUCUGAGGAGAAACCUUUUCAAGCUGUUAAACCCUAUAGAACUUUGCAGAUAUGUAAGUACUAUAGGACAGUCUUUCCAGGCUGCAGCAGCAGGUGGGAAAUCCAGAGCUCCGUCUCCCAGUCAGGAAGGUGUCUGUUCAGCACAGAUUCCCGAGGAAGCAGAGAGUCUGCAAAUGCAGGCUGCUCUGUGUCCAACAGAAGAGGCAGAUAAAGACAGUCACUGGGAAAGGAAAAGGACUCGGGGGCUGUCUGAGCAAAACCAGGUGCCAGAUGAGAACAUCUCAUUUGGGAGUCAAGGUGCUAAUAUUAAAAGUGUUACCCAGAAUUGUGAGAACCUCUGUAUGGAGCCCAGCGCAGAAAGGGAAGGCAUCCUCAGCACUUGUGAGAGUGCAGGAACCAGCCAGCUCUCUACUGAAAACACACUGCAAGUGAAGAAUGCAGAUUUACAGACCUCUUCUCUUCACUGUCCUCCUUGUGAAAAGGGAGAAGGUUGUCACCAACAGGUCUUCCCCAGACAAGAAAUUAUUAGGAAUGGCAAAAUGUCAAAGAAUAACAUUUCUCCUUCUCCUCUAUGGGAUAUGGACUCUCUUCCUGAUAAACAGGAACGCUUGUGUGCUGUUCUCUCUUCUGCAAAGCUGUGUGAUGAGCCAGGGGAGGGAGAGCAGAGGCCUGGGCUUGACAUACAUGAGAGCAGUAACCCAGAUAUUCUCUGCAGCCAAUCAGCCGAUGAGGCUGUGUCUGAAGCUAAUCCCAAGUCAGUCCUGGAAUCUGGAGAGCCUGAGUGCAAAGGAGAUGCUGAUAUAUCUGCAGUGCAUGACAAGCUGUGGAAACUUCUUCAUGAAGAUGACUCAGACUAUCAAAUCCCAUUUGAAAACAGAGGCAUCCCAAGUUUAGGUACGAGGCUGUCAGAUAUCAAAGUCACAGAACUGAACUUUGUGCAGGAGACCUGUUCCAAUCAUCCUUUGCCAGUGGAUUUGAUAGAAGAGCAGGGGCCCAUCACAGAACCAGCUCAUAACCCCAGAGCUGAGAAGGCUGACUGCAAUGUUUCUGAUAUCCUCCUGCAGAGAGCUGCAGCAUGUGAGAGUGCAUCCAUAGGAAACAUUUGUCUUGCACAAGUGGUAGGAACAGAUGGUGACUGUCUAAAUUCUGGCCCUGGGAAUGACAGGGAAACACCAUCCAUUUGUGUUUCAGCAAGCAGUGUCCUCCUAAGCACCCAGGAGUGCUUGGAGCCGAAGCCAAUGGCCACGGGCAGGAAUGGAUCCACUGUGGCUUGGGAAGGGAAGCCUGCUGUUAAUAGUGCUGCCCAAACUAGCGAAGCAGAUUCUCCUCAAGGGUUACAAAGUACUCAGAGUGGUAAUUUAGCAUGUCCCAAAGCUGACUUAUCAGAUAUGUCACAUGGGACAGUUGGACAGUUACUUCACACUGAAUACAACACAACCAUGACAAAUGAGUCUAUACCUGGAGAAGGCUGUCAUUUUACAGACUGCUGUCCAGUGAGGGGAGAACUGGCUUAUUUCCCUAAAGAGGAAGACAUUUUCCCCAGUGAAAAUACCAGCCAGUUUACACAUGCAGAACACUCUUCUGUUAAGUCCGUACAUAAAAGUGGUGUAGUGAAUUUACAAGAAAAAGAAAAUCAUUCAGGCUUGAGUGCACCAAAUUUCACUAAUUCUGACGGCUACCAUCUUUCAAAAAAUAAUGGCUGUCAGGAUUUUCAAAUUGUUUCUAAUGCACAGAAAUACAGUAAUGUAAUGCAAUCGCCUAGUUUAAUUCAGAUUCACGAAACCAUAGCACAUAAGAAUCUACCCCAAAAUAAAGACCAACUGCCAGAAAUAGCAAAACAAGAAGGGGCAGUCUCUCCCCCUUUUGGGGAGACAUUUUUAAGAGAUUUUUAUCUAGAAGUGCCCAGCUGUGAACCAUGUAAACCAGGAGGAGAACAGACAGAGAUUUGCAUACCUGAGGAACACAGGGCUGAAGCUUCCUGUGACUCAGGAGUUAGUCAGGUUUCAGAGAGUCAGAUUGCAGCUUCCCCUUGUAAUACAGCAGAACAGCAUUCAUUUUCUGUUGACAGCACCUUCAGCUCUGAUGAAGGGUUAAAAACAGAUUCUUCAAAAACUCCCACCUAUGCAGCUGGAAGUGUAACAUCAGGCAAUGCCCCACUGCCCAGGGAGGCUCCAAGUGAGCACCACAGCGCAGCAGGUGGGGAGGAUGGAGGUGCCCAGGAUUGGCUGCAUUCCCAACAGCUGCUUGGGAACAAAACCCUGCCCUUCCCCACAUCUGUAAGCCACUCAGAGGCCCUUCCCAGUGCAUCUGCAGUGGCGUGUCCUGCCACAAGAAAUGAGGGAAAAACUGGAUCCAUACAAACUGGAGUCAAAAUAAAUGGAAAUUUAACUACAAUGGAAAUUUCCUGCAAGUCAUUGAAGGGUCUGUUCCAGAGGGUCCCUGGAGAAACCAAAGGAGAAGCAGCCUUGUGUGAAAAUGACCAUGAGAUUCCAAGAGCUAUUGAAUAUAACCCAGAUGAAGCUGAAGCAAAGGCUCCUUUGCACACUUUGACUGGCUCCCAGGCUCCAAAACAGAUUAUGAAUAUUAACACAGAGCAGCCUCGUCCUGACUUGAUCCCUUCCAGCAAGAUAGCUGAGGGUGAGAAUUCAGUUAAGUCCACUGAGUAUGAUAAAAUGGAGGAAGUCAGGACAGAAGAGAGUGUGGUAAGGGGUUUGGUUAAUUUGCCACCAGUUGAUUCAGGGAACAACCAGCGUUUUCAAGAACAACCACCCCGCAGAAGAACUCCAUCAUUCUCUUUGGCGUGGACCACUCUUGAUCCAUUCCCAGUCAUCACAGAAAGUCAAAGAAAUCAGGAAGGGUCAAAAUCCUGCCAGAUACCAGUGGCUGCUGCAGAGCCUGAGCCCAUCAAAUGUAAAGAGGACGCAACAAAGAGCGGGCAUGUAGCUGCUGGAGCUAAGAAGAAAUUACCACCAGCAACUCUGUCCAAAAAACCCAGGUUGGAGGAGAGGGGAAGUGUCAGCAAGGACACCAGCUGCGCUAAAAAGUCUGGCAAGAGCGAGGGAGGCGUGAUUCAUAAAGAGGAUAGAAAAGAGCAAAGGAAACUCAUUUUGAAAAAAGAUAGCAAAGCCCCCAGGCUGCUGAAGAAGAUCCAAGCAGAGUUAUUCCCUGACUGCUCUGGAAGUAUUAAGCUGUGCUGUCAGUUUGGUGACAUUCAUGGUGACUCCACCAUUACAUGGACUAAAGAUUCCCAGGUGCUGGCUCGGCUGCAGAGAAGUGCCCAGGAUGACUCUCCCGUGUCUCUGGAAAUAGCUGAAGCCAGUUACCAAGACCAGGGGAUGUAUUACUGCUGCUUGAAUAACAUGUAUGGGAAGGUGACUGCUGAGUUUCAUCUGACUGCUGCAGUAUUGGAACGUCUGUCAAGUUUACAGAGUUAUGAAGGUGUGGAAGAAAUCGAAUUCAUGCAGCUGAUGUUCAGAGAGGACCCCCUCAGCUCCAGCUACUUUGGUGGGACCCUGCACGGAGCAAUAAUGACAGAGGGGCUGCACUUCGGCGAGGGGAUGCACCGCAGAGCCUUCCGCAGCCGCGUGCUGCAGGGGCUGGCGCCCGCCUUCGCCCCCGGCCACCCCUGCGUGCUGAAGGUGCACAGCGCCCUCACCUACGGCACCAAGAGCCGCGACGAGCUGCUGCAGAAGAACUACAGCCUGGCACUGCAGGAAUGCUAUGUCCAAAAUACUGCGAGAGAGUAUGCAAAGUUAUAUGCAGCUGAAGCUGAACCCUUGGAAGGCUUUGGAGAAGUACCAGAAAUCAUUCAGAUUUUUCUUAUUCAUCGCCCUGCUAAUAACAUCCCCUAUGCCACAGUGGAGGAGGAGCUGGUUGGGGAGUUUGUGAAAUACUCUGUCAAGGAUGGCAAGGAAGUGAAUUUCCUGAGAAGAGACUCAGAGGCUGGCCAGAAGUGUUGCACCUUUCAGCACUGGGUGUAUGAGAAGACCAAUGGGAACUUGCUUGUCACUGACCUGCAAGGUGUAGGGAUGAAGUUAACAGAUGUUGGCAUAGCAACCCUGGCCAAAGGAUACAAGGGGUUUAAAGGCAACUGCUCCUUUUCCUUCAUUGAGCAGUUCAGAGCCCUUCACCAGUGCAAUGAGUACUGUGAGAUGCUGGGGCUGAAAUCUCUCCGAACCACUCAUCAAAAACAGAGGAAAGCAACACCCACUAAAAGCAAAAAUCUGCCAAACUCAUCAACAGUAAAGAAAAUGGUGCCCAAGAAGGCAAGAGAACCUAGAGACUUCAUUACUUCAGAGCACUGAGUCUCACUAUCCCACUUAUGAAAUUACUCUUGAGGACAGUGAUAUGCACCAGUGACUUGAGGGGAUAACUUUGGUCUUUUGCCUUUUGACAUUGUUUUGGAAUCAUCCUGAUGCUGAUGCCAGCAACCAAGGAAGAAGCUGAUCCUCUGCUCUUGGUGCCUGAGAUUUAACACUGGGACAAGGUUUUGGAAACAAACUAUGCCAUCUCCUGGAUUUCCUUACAGGCUUCUGUAAACUGGCAUUGGAGAAGAACAUCUCUGUGUCUACAUCCAUGGCCCUGUGGUACAGCUGCUAUGGAAACAUCAAUAUAUUUAAGAUGCCAAGUACAAGAUUUGCACAGUAUUGCAUAUGCAUAUGCAUGCUGGGUUAUUUAGAACUAGAAGUCAGGAAAGGUGAAGUUUGGAACACGCUGAUGAUUAUUAAAGUUACCACUUCCAUUGCAAAUCAGAGCAUAACAAAUCUUGGACUGUUCAGUGGGAUUGAGGCUUCUCAGUGCACUGCUGGUACCUGGCUUUUGGAAGUUCCUACAGAUGAUGCCUAUUCUUUACAAUAGCAUUCAGAAGAAUUUCUGUGAGGACACUGUGACUGUUUGCAAAACAGGAGGUUUAGAACAUAAGGCAAGGGGCUUGAGCAUGGUGGGAUGGGAACAAAGCUGAAAGCAUUGGAUAAAUGGUGUUUCAAGUUAGAGGCAAUAGAAUUUUAUCAGAAUUUUGGGAAGUGUUCUGUUUGAAAAAUGCCAUGAGCAUCUCAGCCAAUUAAUAUUCCAAAUGUAUGUUGUAAUUUGGUCCCAAAGUCAGAGAUGGAGUUUCACUCUAUUGGCUAAUUGCCUUCGGCUUUAUUGUCCUGGUCAGUUCAAUGAAAAUCACAUGCUGACCUCUCAGAGGGAAACACAGCCCUAUUAAUGCCAAGGAAAUCCACAUUCCUAAUGAUGACAGUAUAAUGAUGAUUCCUUAAGAAGUCUGGUGUGCUUUACAGUGGGGAUCUGGAAGUGCAUGUGUGAGAUAUGGAUUUCUCCCAUAUUCUGGUGCUUUGGCCUCUAAAAGAAGGAGUGGAGUCGUCCUCCUGUGCAUUUAUUCCUCAGCCCAGUGGGAAGAUGGACUGCCAGAGGUCCCAAACCUUCCUCACCCGAUGCCUUGUCUGCCAGGAACUAUUUAGUGUGAUAAUGGCGUUUGAUAGACUGGACACAAACACCAUUGUCACACUCCACAGCUCUGGGAGCAGGUCCUUAGCCUGGGCAAGGAGUGUUGGAGGCACGCUGCAGACUUCAGCAGAGGGGGUUUCAAAGACCUGCAAAACAGACACAAGACCAGGUUUGUGAAUAUUUAGAAGUGGCACAUCAGGGUCCUCACAAGGAGGCGGGACACGAGAUCCUGAAUUGGUUUGAGGUGAAUACUGCCAAAGGGACAGAGGUGCUGUACCUCACUGUUGGUGCCUUCCCUUUCCUCAAACACAUUUUACUCAGCCUACUCUCUGCAGCAGAGGGGAAGGAUCAUGCAAAUUCCUACUAAUUAAGCUCCCUGAGGAAAAGGUUGGCAAUCCUGUGCAGAGCAGGAAAGCCCAGAAAUCCAGGCAGAAGGACUUGACUUCACUGCAGAACAUGUAAGGAGAAAGCAAAGCAGCUGAUGCCACUGCAAAUAAGCAAUUUUUAGUCCCUCAGCUACGUGGAAGCUUCCAGCAAAUCAAUAGGAAUACUUCCAAGACAAAAUAGCAUGCAAGAAAGAGAAAUGGCCAUGAGUUUUUAGUACUGCAAGGGGAAAAACUCCAAAAAUAAUAGGAAAGUUACAGGGAGAAAACAAAGCAUAAACAUCAGAAAAAAAUCCCCCUUUUGCUUCUCUUCUGCCGGGCAUCUGUGUAAAGAACAACAUUGGGAUGUUCCAAUGCAGAGGGCAUUGUGAAGAACAAAUGUGUUUUCAAGAGGGUUUUUUGAGAUGGGUCACAGAAACUGUCCUUCCCACAUGGCCAGACCUGGAAGCGUUCCUGGUCCCCCAGAAAGUCUGUCCGCUUCCCCAGCACCCCACUUCUUAAAAACAAUAAACAGGGUGGCUUACACUACCCUAACAAAAGCCUAAUCUCUUUCCAAGUGCAGGUAGAGAUCACUAGGUCCAAGACAUUAAAUCCUGUUAAAUUACACAGUUGA
Zonotrichia albicollis (white-throated sparrow) is the source of this 9173-nucleotide messenger RNA. Its product is annotated as alpha-protein kinase 2. Gene Ontology annotation, molecular function: ATP binding; protein serine/threonine kinase activity. NCBI's taxonomy places the organism in Eukaryota, Metazoa, Chordata, Aves, Passeriformes, Passerellidae. The record is from RefSeq and is a predicted model, not a curated record. Gene Ontology annotation, biological process: protein phosphorylation.